Delphinapterus leucas (beluga whale) is the source of this 3701-nucleotide messenger RNA. The record is from RefSeq and is a predicted model, not a curated record. NCBI's taxonomy places the organism in Eukaryota, Metazoa, Chordata, Mammalia, Artiodactyla, Monodontidae.
AGACUGCCAAGUGGGGGCCGGCAAGGGGAAGCAGCUUACCUCCCAGCUGGGCAUGCGGGCAGCAUACUCAGUCCCCAGCAGAUAGCAGGAUGUGCUGUCUGAGCAUCCCCAUGGGGCUUAGAUGGGGCCAAAGGGAAUGUUUCAGCAGAGUGGGAAUGGCUCGUGUGUGUUUGCUGGGAGUGGGGUUCUCUCCCUUCCACUGCAGCUGAGGGACACUGGGCAAGUUGCUGUGCUUCUCUGAACCUUUGUUUCCUCUUCUAAAAAAUGCGGUCUCACAGGGUCAUUGUGAAUGUAAUCGCUCUGCAGACUCUAGAGCUUGGGAAAUACGAGCAUUUUCAGGGAGCACAGGGACAACAGCUCCCCUCCCCCCACCUGCGUGUCCCCAGCUCCAAGCGGCUCACCUGCCAAGGAAAUUCUAGUUUGAUAUCCGGCACACUCACCCUACGGAGGACCGUGGUCCCUGGAGAAGGGUGUGGAUUUUCUCAUCCUGGCCAACAGUGCCUCCGGUGGAAAGACGAAUACUGAAGAACACCUCCCCCCCCCACCCCACUUUCCUUCUCUUCUUUCUCCAUCAUCUCGUGCUUAGAGCAGAGGUAGAGGAAAGAGAACAGGCUGAGCGCUAAACUGUCGUUCCUCCGCGUGCCUGUGUUGUUCGGGAAGCUUUGAACACUUGAGUUUCAGUUUCCUCAUCUGCAGAACGGGAUGGAGAGAAGUGCGGACAGUUUUCUUCUAGAGCUGUAGCAGGAGAGCACCUAUGCGAAGGCCCUACCGCAGCCCCUGGUACGCCAUGGGGGGCCCAGGACAAUCCGAGUUCCCACCCCCUGCUAUCUGUCGGUCCCCACCUCCUGCAGGCAGUCUCCCACCCUGACCUCCUCUGCCCUCACUGAUCUCCACUGGCUCCACAUCAGAUGGUCUCAGAGCCCACGAUGUCGGCCAACGUCACGAUGAAGCCCCUCUGUCCCCUCCUGGAGCAGAUGAGCCGCCUCCAAAGCCACAGCAACUCCAGCAUCCGCUACAUUGACCACGCGUCAGUGCUGCUGCAUGGGCUGGCCUCGCUGCUGGGCCUGGUGGAGAACGGACUCAUCCUCUUCGUGGUGGGCUGCUGCAUGCGCCAGACCGUGGUCACCACCUGGGUGCUGCACCUGGCACUGUCUGACCUGCUGGCCACUGCCUCCCUGCCUUUCUUCACCUACUUCCUGGCCGUGGGCCACUCCUGGGAGCUGGGCACCACCUUCUGCAAGCUGCACUCCUCCAUCUUCUUCCUCAACAUGUUCGCCAGCGGCUUCCUGCUCAGCGCCAUCAGUCUGGACCGCUGCCUGCAGGUGGUGCGGCCCGUGUGGGCACAGAACCACCGCACAGUGGCCGUGGCUCACAGGGUAUGCCUGGCGCUCUGGGCCCUGGCCGUGCUCAACACCGUGCCCUACUUCAUCUUCCGGGACACCAUCCCGCGGGCGGACGGGCGCAUCAUGUGCUACUACAACGUGCUGCUCCUGAAUCCCGGGCCCGACCGCGAUGCCACGUGCAACUCGCGCCAGACGGCCCUGGCCGUCAGCAAGUUCCUGCUGGCCUUCGCGGUACCGCUGGCCAUCAUCGCCUCGAGCCACGUGGCCGUGAGCGCGCAUUUGCGCCACCGCGGCCGCCGGCGGCCCGGCCGCUUUGUGCGCCUGGUGGCGGCCGUGGUGGCGGCCUUUGCGCUCUGCUGGGGGCCCUACCACGUGUUCAGCGUGCUGGAGGCGCGGGCGCACGCGGACCCGGCGCUGCGGCCGCUCGUGUGGCGCGGGCUGCCGUUCGUCAGCAGCCUGGCCUUCGUCAACAGCGUGGUCAACCCGCUGCUCUACGUGUUCACCUGCCCCGACGUGCUGCGCAAGCUGCGGCGCUCGCUGCGGAGCGUGCUGGAGAGCGUGCUGGUGGACGACAGCGAGCUGGGCGGCGGGGGCGGCAGCAGCCGCCGCCGCCGCCGCACCUCCUCCACCAACACCUCGGCCUCCUCCUCCUCGCUGGGCGGCCGCCGCCUGUCCCCGCUCGGGCCCGCAGGCCUGCUCGGCUGGCUGCGGGGUGGCCGCGCGGCGCCCCCGCGGAGGGACCGGGCCCGAUCCCAGGACGAGCGGGGCCCCCUGAACCGGGCGCUGCGCACCACCUCGGCGUAGGAGGCACGGGCCGGGGAUCGCCAGGCUCAGACCAUUCUCCCCCCGUCCCCGGGAGGCAAGAGCAGGGAGCGAUCGCGCGCAGCAGCUUCCCCAGGGCCCGGACGUUUAGUCGGAGGCUAAGGAAUCUGCAUGUUAAAGCGCCCCCCGUGACUCAGUGUAUCCUUUUCAGAAACGAAGUGAGCUAAAGCCGUGCUUCUCAAACUUUCUUAUGCGGUAGUCACCCAGGGAUCCUGUCUGCUUGAACGGGCCGCCGGGCGGGUGUGCUGACAAUCUGCAUUUCUGACAAGCUCCCAGGAGGCGAUGGGACCACACUCUGAAGAAUGCGAGGUUAAAACGCUAAGACAUCUCAAACUAGGGUAGUGGACGCCCCAAGGUACCCAGGACGCAUCUCCCGAAGCUGUUUUCAGCAGAUGACGGGCGGGGUGGGCUUUACAUGAAACCAGUGACGCAGCUUUGGAGUAGAAAGCGAGAGAGGAAAAGUUGGGGAAGCACUUCCGGUCUAACCUUCUCGCUUUGGUCAUUUAGUUGCGCUUUACUUAACUACACGCUUUAUCCCACAAUCUCCAGGGGCAGGUUCUAUUAGCCCCACUUUUUACCAUGUGCAAACUGAGGUGCAGGGAGGUUAGGUAACCUGCCCAAGGUGCAGGGACUGCAUACCAACCAUUAGGCAUUACCUGUUCAAUUACUAUUUAGUACGUGAAAGGGCACCCCCCCCACAUACCUAAGGUCCUUCAGAUAGCAGCUGCAUGGGAGCCCCCAUCUCUACCUGUCCGACCCAGCAUUGCCCCAAGUGGAAAAAGCAAGGGGUGCUGUAGUCAAAAGUUUGGGAAACCUGUGCUAAUCAAAGUGCAAUGGACAUCCUUAUUGAAGGUCUUUAGUGUUUAGAUGAGCCCCGCAACCUCCGUGACCACAGCCGGUGAUAUUUCCUAGCUCAUCUGACACAUGUGCCAGCCUACAGUUCCCUGGGACGCCCUCUGAGCAAUGCUGGUAAUCCCUAGAUCUGUGCAGCACCCACCUCCCUCCCGACUGCACAGGGCUGCAGCACUGACCCCCAAUUUGUAGGCGUGAGGGGUAACUUACCAGAGCAUCUCCACUCUACCAUGUCUGUUUAGCUCAGCAUCCCAGGGCCUGGUGCAGAGCUGGUGCGGUACACGCUUGGUGGAUGGAACGUCAGUGGAAGAGCCAGGGGAGAAACUCUCCUGGGAUCUUGGUCCAGUGUUCCCUGUGCCACCACUCGCAGCUGAGCUCCCAGCGUUUACUCAGUGCCAGGCAGGGCCCGGCCCACAGCAAGCGCUUGGCAAAUGGAGCGGUCGACAGACAGCUGGCUGAACGGGCAUCCCAUCUCGACCUCGCCCGUGCUCCCUCCUACCUGCUCCCCUGCUUCACCGAGCACUUGGCGCCAACUGACACACAGUACAUUUUACUUGUUUAUUAUGUCUUCUCCACCAGAAUGAAAGAUCCUUGAGGGCAGGGACUUUUGUCUGUAUUCCCUGGCACCUAGAAUUAUGCCUGUACACAGCAGGCCUUCAAUAAAUAUUUUUGCUGUAGACUGGA